GGUAGUAGUCGCGUCCGCGUCUCUGAUACAGUGGGGUGGUACAGCCUGCUGCUGUGCUGUGGACAAUCAACCGUUCCGGUAGCUUUACUAGGUGAAGGUGAACCACUCUUGAGGUCUAUAUUUGGGGACUACCUAUUCAUAGAUGACGAAAGGUUAACGUCAAUUUAGGAAAAAAACGAAUAAUGGUAACAUAAACAAGUGAUUGCAGAAAUGUAUUUCGAGACAGAGCCAUGGCAAAAUUAAUUCACACCAACUUAGAGAAAUUCAUCAAAUACACGUUCACCAAGAGAAGAACUUACAAAACAUGUAUUUACAUAUUGCUGAUGGUGGCAACACUGAUUGGGACGACAGUGUUGCGAACUAAGAAGUCUCUCUACGUGCUAAUACCAGAAGAUGAGGAAAUCAGACUCAAUGAGGUCACCCCUUCUCAGAGUACGCGGAAGGUGACUAAAUCUCUGAGUGAGAUGCUCGCCACGGUGCCAGAGCUGAGCGACCAUGUGCUCUUCUUCAACCGCGUACCUAAGGCUGGCAGUGAAAUGCUGGUGCUGCUGCUACAGUGGAUGCAGGGUCUCAACGGGUACAAACAUGUCCGGCUGGGAGGCGGCAACACCAGGCGGCUAUCUCGUCACCAGCAGGAACAACUUGUAGAAAAAAUCACUGAAUCCCUUCACGAUGCCACCAUACCGCUAUCAUUUGACAGACAUGUGUAUUUCAUCAACUUCACCUCUUUCGGCCGACAGUCGCCUACGUACAUCAACCUGGUGAGGGACCCUGUGGAUAAAGCUGUCUCAAGGUUCUACUACAGCCGUGUGACUCCCAACCCCAAAAAAUCCCGAUCUGCCCCAUGUGACACCGCCGCGUCCCCGGCUCUCCACGGUUGCCAACUUCGAAGAGUGUGUGCUUACUGCAGACCCAGAGUGCAGCUUCCAGACUGGCCACCUCUACGAUCUUGCCAUCCCCUACUUCUGUGGCCACGACCGUUCCUGCAUGGUCCUGAACGAUCGCUGGGCCUUAGAGCGAGCCAAAGACAACGUGGAACGCUACUUUCCUGUGGUGGGGGUCCUGGAGGAACUUAACUCCACUCUCUCUGUCCUGGAGAAACGGCUGCCGUAUUUCUUCAAGGGCGUGCAAGAGAUUUACUUCAAACAGCUACUUGAGCCGCACAGGAACAGGAACAAGCACCGCCCCAGACAUGUGAGCGAGGAUGUCAGACGGAAGUUACAGACUAGCCUCAAGCUGGAGUACGAGUUUUACAAUUGGCUACGGCGGCGACUUCUCAAUCAGGCCUCUUGG
Messenger RNA from Homalodisca vitripennis (glassy-winged sharpshooter), 1293 nucleotides. RefSeq names its product heparan sulfate 2-O-sulfotransferase 1-like. Gene Ontology annotation, molecular function: sulfotransferase activity. Gene Ontology annotation, cellular component: membrane. Lineage: Eukaryota; Metazoa; Arthropoda; Insecta; Hemiptera; Cicadellidae. The coding region runs from base 231 to 1076 and encodes 281 amino acids. The transcript has 7 exons. The record is from RefSeq and is a predicted model, not a curated record.